UGCUGUUGGUGAGAUGUGUCUGUUCUUGCUUGGGAGGGAACGAAUUACCGUUGUGAAAAAGUCCUCCUCGUGCUGUUAAAGUUUUCCGCGCGAAAGUCUUCGCGAAGCGCAGUGAGGAAGGAUCGCUUCUAUCAGUGCGUUGUUUACUGUCACAUUUUUCGGUCCAGCUCCAGUUUGUCCUCAUAGCUUGAACGGGACGCUAGUACGAAGUGAGAUUAUCAUCAUAAAUUCAUCAGGUGUGCUCCGGGAGGUUUAGUGAGUGACAAGUGGGAAAGCGCGGAUUUACAAUGGCAUACAAUCGGCUGCUGGCUGUCGUUCAAUCGUUACAAAUAUCAAAUAAUUGCAUUUGAUUGCAUAACUUGCAAAGUGCAUCGGAACCAUCAAUCAUUUUAUUUCGAAUAAACGAAUCGUGAAAAUUGUGGGGUCUUCCAUUGGCCGUUUUUGAGUGAGGUGAAUUAGUGUGCAUUGAUGCAAAAUAAUUGAACGUUAGUCCCAAUUGUGAUGCAAUGCAAUUAAGUUGUUACACCUUGGAUGUCGUCGAUAGCAAUCAACGACUUUGCUGUUCUUGAUUGACAUGAGAAAAGACCAGGGUAAGAUUUGUUUUCCUGGAAGCACAACUUUCCUAGUACAUAUGAAUGAAGAAAAGUUUUCGUAAGAGGUGUAAAAGUUUUGCGCGGGGCCAAGAAGCCAAGUGUUCGAACACCAACAAGUUGAUUAAAUUGUAGCACACUUGAAAACGCUGCAGCGAAGAAAAAAGAAAAACGCGUGGAAAACUGCUUCCCAACGGUACAAUAGGCUGCCACUUCGUUCAAUAGUGACCAUUCGAACACGGGGGAUAAGAUUGCCGGUGGCAAAGGCGAAUUCAUUGCGACAACUCACAUCAACGCACUGUGCAGAUGUUAUAAAUAGGCAAAGAAAAUAUCAUGGAUUCCGGCAGAUGACAAAAGCGCAAUUCUUUCGAUGAAUUGCAAUAUAGGAACUCAUCCAUCUUAUCAAUCGCAUGCUGGCUGAAACGGUGGGCCACUGUUAAGGCUAAUUCCAACAACACACACACAUACGUACUUCUCCCACCCAUAGGGCCACAUUAUGGAUGCUGAGAGCUAUGGCAACGAGGAUUAUAACGCUACCGAUUACGUCAAUCGUACGACGCCCAUCUAUUCGAUUAAUCCUGAUUUCAUCACACAAUGGAAGCUGAAGAAGAAACAGGAAAAGUUCUGUAAACAACUCUACAAAAGAUUAAAUCUAUUAAACUCUCCAGAAUGUCAAAACUUGCUCGGUAUCCCUGCCUACCAUCGGCUGUACGAGAAGGCUAGCAGUGGGUCGGUUGGUGGUCCCAGCGGAGGCAUCGGUGGAACGAACUUUGAUAAUCUGCACGAAUACAGCAACUGGUUCGCGAGUAAUAACUACAGCUUCCAGGAAUGGGCCAACGUUAGCGGGGGAGGUUUCAUGAAUGGCACAGCAGAUGGAAUCAUCUACAAUGGCACGUAUCUAGACGCAAGUGGGAACGGAAUCAGACCGGUACUGCCACCCUUCGAGCUGUGGCAAACGAUUCUGAUAGCGAUAUGUCUCGCGAUUUGCAUAAUACUCACCAUAGGAGGCAACAUUCUGGUGCUGCUGGCGUUUAUAGUUGACAGGAGCAUCCGGAAGCCGAGUAAUUAUUUCAUCGCCUCGCUUGCAGCCACCGAUAUGCUAAUAGGAACGGUAUCGAUGCCUUUCUACACCGUAUAUGUGCUCAUGGGCUACUGGGAUCUGGGCCCGCUGUUGUGCGAUUUAUGGCUAUCUGUCGAUUACACCGUUUGCUUGGUUUCACAAUACACCGUGCUGUUAAUUACGAUCGAUCGCUUCUGCUCGGUGAAGAACCCGGCCACAUACAGCAACUGGUGGACGAAGGACAAAGUCUCAUGGAUGUUGACGAUGACUUGGAUCAUCCCAGCCUUGCUGUUUUUCAUCUCAAUCUUCGGCUGGGAGCAUUUCAUUGGUUAUCGGGAUCUGCUGCCCGGCGAGUGCACUGUGCAAUUUUUGAAAGAUCCCAUUUUCAAUACCGCGCUCAUUAUUGGAUACUAUUGGACGACUUUGGUGGUAUUGUUUGUCCUAUAUGGCGGGAUAUAUAGGACCGCUUACGAUUUGGCUAAGAAGAGUGAAGCCAAUCAGCGAAGGAUGCAAUCGAUGGUUGCUUUAGGAAACGCCAUGACCGGCAUGGCUGGUCAAGCCGCCGGAAUAGGUAUGUCAAAAACCCAGAGUACUCUGCUAAGUCAAGAUAAAUUAUUGCCACUGCCAGCUGCUUCCGGUCCGAAUGCGUUGACUUCAAAUCAACUUCAAGUGGAGGAGGCAUCGUCGAGUAGAAAAAGUUCAGUUCCCAAGCAGAAGGAUGAAACGUAUGACGAUUCGGAUGACGAAAGCUCUACCAAUAUGAAGCAGCAACAGGAAGACGCGAGAAUGAUCUAUAAAAGGACUUCUUUGGCGGGUUUGUUGGUUGGGGCUUCGGCAACUGUUCUGUCAAAUAGAUACAACGGAGCGGUGAAAAGGACUGCAGUCUCUCCAAACAAUCCCAGCAUAGCGAAGAAAUUACAUAGUAAUCCAACGAAGAACGAAGAACUAACCAAAAUCAGUGAGUCGAGUAUAUUAGACGCGGAGAAUAGUGAUGCUAAAACACAUAUUUCUCCACUGAAACCGACUCCUGUUCAGUCUCCAAUCUCACCGGUAGACAUCGAACCACUGGUAGUGGCUAAAUCAGAACGGGUUCCGGAGAUCUCACACACUAUUCUAACACCUCCGUACGGAUUCCAAGAAAGUCCACUCGCAUCCGAGAGUCCACCGUCCAAAUCCGAUAGGCCUCAUAGCAUAGUCAGCCAGGGCGACUCCACUGUCACAUACGAUGCGGUGGUUGGUAUGGACGGUGCCGAUCUUCGAUUCAUGGACGAAAGUUCAGUCGUUGUUGCCUCGCCACAGUAUGAGAGUCCACCAUCUGCUUUUGCGGUCGUACAUCAACGCUCUCCGGCGCAGACUGCAAACCAAAGCAUAGCAAAUCCCUCACUUUUACAGAAAGCGCUAAUUCGGGCUACGGCUCAAUCACAACAGCCAGCACCAACUGUCCUGCUUCGCUCGGUCGACAUUGUACCCCUCUCACCAACGGGCCAAACAACCUUUACUCAACCAACACAAACGAUCAACAAAUUUAGUACAACAGUCACAGUAGCCUCCCAGAAUCCGGACAAACCGGUGACCACAUUGAAUUGCUCCUACCCAAAUAAUUCUACUAUAGAUCAGGCCUUACAGCAACACAAGCAGGUCGAUGACACGAGCCUUAAUUCAAAAUCGCAACUGAAUAAUCCCACGUCGGUUUCAAGCACUGUUUCGGAUCCCAAGCCUUCAACUCCGGCGGUUGCAGAAACACAGACAUCCAAGGCGGCCACAGAAACAGCCACUGUGGCCAUGCCAAACCCGAAUCCAUCAAAAGCACCAGAUAACUCCAUCCCUUGUGGGGUUCAUAUCACUAUUAACCCUUGCCUGGAGCGACAGACAUCCAGUAAGCGAGAUUUUCUACGAUCGAUCGGCAAAAGACUGAAAGGUAACAGAAAAGCCGGCCCUCUCAGAGAUAACCGACCACAGUCGAUUUCGGAGAAACGAGUUCGCAAAGCAUUCCGGACGAUUUCCUUCAUCUUGGGAGCGUUCGUUGCCUGCUGGACCCCGUACCAUGUGCUAGCUCUAGUGGUGGGCUUCUGCUCGAAGCCACCCUGUGUCAACGAGCAUCUGUUCAUGUUCUCCUAUUUUCUCUGCUACGCCAACAGCCCAAUCAAUCCAUUUUGUUAUGCUCUCGCCAACCGACAGUUCAAGAAGACCUUUAUGAGGAUUCUGCGGGGCGAUUUGCACAUGACUUAGACUUAGCGAUGGUUAGGGUAAACGGUAAACCAAUAUCAAUUUUAAAUGUAAUGAUAUAGACAAUAAUAAUGUUAAACAGUAAUAAUAAACUUUAUUCGGAUAAGAUAGUAGCAGCUAAACCAAACUACUUCGUUUCAAGCACUUAUUAAAAUGAAAAAAAAACAAUAUAUAUAAUAUGUGUAAAUAGCUUUUAGCAAAUUGAAGAAACAUGAAACGUUACAUUAAUAAACAAUUUGCUUCGAAUACAAGUGGUUCAGAUAUCAAUAUAAUUAGAAGGAGAGAGGCGAAAAUAAAAAGAAAACGUAUCGUGCGCCUCCAUUUUAUACGAGAUUAUUUUUAAAAACGGCACAAAGGUUCCCUUUUUGCUGCAGCUUAUAAAAUGUGUUGAAAUGAAGAAAAAACAAGCGAAGGUAGAAUAAAAAAAAACAAAAACAUCGUUCACUGUUUUGCUGUUAAUGAAAGACAAUUAAGUGUGAUUAGAAAACUUUUCCAGUAACGGUACUUAUUUCUCUGCUGAUACACAGAAAACCGUGCGAAGAGGCAAUUUAGAGCUGAGCAGUGUAACUGUAAUAGUUGAAUAACGGGAAGUGCGUUGUAAUUUAACUCGCAGGAUGAUGGAAAAUCGUCUCCAUCAAACAAUAAUACGUAUUGUCACGAACUUUUCCCGCCACAUUUUGUUUCUCAAUUACCGCUCUCGUCAUUUUGAUCAGCGCUGAGACAACCACAAACGCACCCACCUCCUCCGACUAACGACAACAGAAACAGAAAUCAUACCCGAAGCCAAACGGGCGGGAAAAGCUCUUCCAAACUAUGUAAUCGUAAAAUGUUAAAACAUAUUUCAUUUUUUUCUUCCAUGCCUCGCUUAAAUAAAAACCAAUUGCCGUGCGACGCCUUAGAAAAAAUAUAAAAUAAGUGUAAAUAAACAGAAAAAAGUAAUUCAUUUUCAAUUAUUGUCACCUAGCUGUACUGGACAGAAUGUACCCCAAGCUAAUCUUCCCCUUUAGUUGUGAUAUUACGAGCAAAAUGGUUAUAUCAGUUAAUAUCCCUAACUGACAAUGUCUUAUUUAGAUUUAGGCUAAUCGGUAUUUUUUAAAGAUAUGUUCGUUUCUUUUCGUGAAUACACUUUCCUACUUAACAACUUCUUUCAUGAUUAUCUUACAAACCGUCCGACCGAAGGAGAAGUUUUGCUUUAAGGAACACAAUAUUAGAAACCCUCAGGCGGAGUUCUUUUUUGAUAUGAGCCCCUAAAAAGAACUAAGCAUGAAAUGUUUCGUGUCUCGUGACUGUCAAACAACCAUACACCGAUGUCCUUUUUCCUGUUUGGUUCCUUCCCUCCCACCCAACGAGUCAUGACCACUCGUUAUUGUUCAAGGCUGUAUGCACCACUCUGAAAGUUUCCCUCUGUUUCAAAUCAUUAACUUGUCAGUUUGCGUUCGCUUCCGCAUAGCAACAAAAAACAAACUUGAAGCGAAGGAACGCGUGUUUACACAGCUUUUAUCAAGAACAAUUGUUCGUGUAAGAAUACCGUACAACAGUAUUAAAAACGCUCACUAGAAAACACAUGCAUAGGUAUGAAGUUUAUCGUUGCUUUAAAAUCAUCUCCUACCGGAUUUGAGCAAUAAACAUCUGUACCAUUCCCACGGAAACCGCAAUUCUCCGUCAUCAACCGGAAAAUCUGAUUUCCUUCCAAACUCCCUUUGAAAUCCGCACUGAAUCGAACCUUAGCUUAUAUUUAGAAAAUAACAAGCAUUAACAAAGCAAAAUGACAAUAUUUGAUUAUAUUAGUAGAAAAUGGAAUACCAUAUCCACCCAGCCGCAAAAAAUAACAACUUGAAAAGUCGAAACCGUAAAUCAACCUCUAUUUUUGAUGGAGGCGACAAAGGCAGGGAACGAAGAUAAAAAGGAUGAAACUUUCGGAAAUGUACGAAACAUAAUUAGCGAACUUUAGGUAGCUUUCGAUGUUCAUUCACCGGAAUUCGGAACAAGGAUCAGAAGCAACAACACCAAAGGUGUGGAUUUGCGCGUUUGUCCCACCAAUCGUCCUGUAUCACAAAAGUUAUCCAAUAUUGCGCUUGAAGGCACAUAAUGUUUUGGGUUAGCGACGAUUUUUGCAGCAUGGUUCGAGUAAAUGUGUGACCUAGUAGUGAUGCAUUUCCACGACAGAAAAAAAAUUACAGAAUGCUUCAAUGUAAGCUACACCAAGUUUCCGAUUCAUCAAACGACGGCGAGUAACAAACACACAAAACAAACUCAACGCUGGUGAAGGUCAUGAACCAAUAAAGCAAUGAUUGCUACCAAUAGAGAAAUUAAUUCGGAGCAAUUCCCUUUUUUGUGAGAAUAGGUAAAUAUUAUUCAAAGACACAAACUGGUAAAUGCGCUUAUAAAAUCCGCGAAGAAGACAAAACAUAUGCUGCGAGUUGUCCAGUAGAUGAUAAAUGAAAAUAGAUAUUAUAUCAUUACCGGUGGAUUAAACAAUAACAUUGUUGGAUACAUACAAACAGAACAUUAUAAUCAUACGGUCAAGUGGGAGAAAUAGAAAAUGGAAUAAAUGUGUCUGUCGAGCCCAAGGACACCGAUUCCGGAAAAGACUAUUAGUAAGUAGCAAAACAAACAAAAAAUAAACACAAUAUCGCUGAAGAAAUAAAGUAAUUCGAUUUGAAAAUGUUGUC
Molecule: messenger RNA, 6548 nt
Organism: Toxorhynchites rutilus septentrionalis
Lineage: Eukaryota; Metazoa; Arthropoda; Insecta; Diptera; Culicidae
Gene: mAChR-B
Product: muscarinic acetylcholine receptor gar-2
Exons: 4
Coding region: 1087-3879 (930 amino acids)
Biological process (GO): adenylate cyclase-inhibiting G protein-coupled acetylcholine receptor signaling pathway; G protein-coupled receptor signaling pathway, coupled to cyclic nucleotide second messenger; chemical synaptic transmission
Cellular component (GO): synapse; membrane; dendrite
Molecular function (GO): G protein-coupled acetylcholine receptor activity; G protein-coupled serotonin receptor activity
Source: RefSeq, a predicted model, not a curated record